Molecule: messenger RNA, 1485 nt
Organism: Helianthus annuus (common sunflower)
Lineage: Eukaryota; Viridiplantae; Streptophyta; Magnoliopsida; Asterales; Asteraceae
Exons: 1
Coding region: 195-1337 (380 amino acids)
Source: RefSeq, a predicted model, not a curated record
UAGUUUUUUUAAUUUUAUUACAAUUUCUUUUUACUUUUUGUACAGCUCAUUAUGUCCCUUUUUCAUAAUCACCUACACAUGGAUACUCAUAUUAUAGAUGUUAUGUUUGCUUAAUGUUUUAUUGAUAUAAAGGGGUUGUGGGUAUCCUUUAUUCUUUAAAUUUGUUGUUGUGUUGUUGUGGUGGUGGUGGUGUGAUGGGUUGUGCUCCGUCGAAGCAACCGGUGUGCCGGAGAUGCAAUGCGCGAUGUUCUCCAGUGCGGCGGAGCUAUUCGUUGCAAUCCGACCGCUCUCCACCACGUGAAGAGGGCAGCAAACACCGUGUCGAACCACGGGCCUCAACCACCCUUGGUUACCUUCUGUUUAAUACUUCGAUUGAAUCCGAUCGGGUACGCGAAGAACCGCUUCGACGAAAUGUCUCGGAGAAGAACAGAAAGGGUUUUGGAACUGGGGUGGUGGAAGAAAAGACUUGGGCUAAGGUGAAUGACGAAAAGAUAGCGAAAACUGUACCGAAAACGCCCAUUGGUACGCCUCGAGGCGAGCCGGAGACGAUCAAUGCGUGGGAACUGAUGGAGGGUUUGGAUGAUGCAAGCCCGUUUUGUCCACCACCGUCGACGAAGGAUCAUAUCCGUUGCCUCUCGUUUAACACGGGUCCCUACCCGGUUCCACUCGAGCAAUCCACAUUGCCAUCACAAGAAAAAGAUAUGAAAGUCACUAUGAAUGAGACGGAUGUAGCGUCGGAUGAUUUUGAUCCAAAGAUGAUUAACGUAAAGCCGUUAAUAGACGAGAAACCGCAGUCUGAUGAGAAAAAAGUAACUGUCACAUCACGUGUCAAAGAAAAGUUGGUUUUGUACUACACAAGUUUAAGGGGAGUUAGAAAGACAUAUGAGGAUUCCUGUCAUGUUAGAAUCAUUCUAAAGAAUGCGGGUGUUCGAGUGGAUGAACGCGAUGUAUCGAUGCAUUCGGGUUUCAAGGAGGAACUUAAAGAGUUAUUGGGUGACCGAUACGGCAUCGGGGGGUUGCCAAAGGUGUUUGUGGGGCGCAAAUACAUAGGCGGUGCUGACGAGAUAAGGCGACUUCAUGACGAAUUUCAGCUAGAUAAGGUGUUAGAAGGUUGCGAAAUGCAGGGUGACCGCGGCGGUGGCAACAGUGGUGGUUGUGAGGCUUGUGGUGAUAUAAGAUUUUUACCGUGUGAGACGUGUUCAGGUAGUUGUAAGAUUUAUUACGAAGUUGAUUGUGAUGAAAGUGAAGAAGAAGAAGAAGAAAGUGAUUAUGGGUUUCAAAGAUGUCCCGACUGCAACGAAAACGGACUCAUAAGGUGUCCAAUGUGUUGUGAUUAAUUUCAAUCUUUUUAUUUAUUGUAAAGUGGAGGGUUAUAUUUUACCUUAUUGUAAAUGGUGUGGUUAUUAAAGUUUUAUAAUGUUUUGGGUAGAUAGUGACAAUUAUUUUCCAGACUUUGUGUAUACGGGAGCCUCGUACAAUUCUUAA